AUGGAGACCCCCUGUCUGAAUGGAGGUGGAGUGCACUACACCUGGCAGAAUUUUAAGCUGGACUGGGGAUCCCAGACUGACUCUCCUGGAAGCUGUGAGGAAAAAUUUCAUGGCACAGGGGCACUGAUGAUGGCCCUCUUAGAAAGUCCGUUAGUGAUUUGGCACCUCUGCUGGAAGGCGAAUCCUUUUCCAGGCUUGUGGCAGAGCCGGGGUACGCAGUGGGACCUGGGCAGGCUUGGUGUGAGCUCAGCCCGGGUUCCCAGUGCCGAGAAGGGGAUGCUUGUCUUCUUGUGCUACGAGGCGAACGGCUCCUGCUACAGGACCUUACACCCCUUUGGGGUCCAGCUGGCCAUUUAUCUGGCUUGUGCCUUGGGCACACUGAUCACGGUGCUGGGGAAGCUGCUUGUCAAUGUCGUUUCCCAUUUCAAAGCCCUGCACAAGCCCACCAACUGCCUGCUCCUCUCCCUCGCCCUUGCUGACCUCCUCCUGGGGCUUAGAGUAUUUAUCUGCUGGUAUUUUGGAGAUGACUUCUGUAGGCCGCACACCUUUCUGGACACACUCUUCUGCUUGACCUCCUUACUUCACCUGUGUUUCAUCUCCAUUGAUCGGCACUGUGCCAUCUGUGACCCUUUGCUCUACCCCACCAAGUUCACCAUAAGAGUGUCCUGCAUUUACACCGGGGUGGGGAGGGCAGUGUAUGAGGCUUAUAUACAUAUACAUACCUCUGUCUUCCUCUACACUAAAGCAACUGCAGAAGGACUGGGCCGUUUUUUGCGAGACUUGCCUUGUGUUGGUAGCUGUCAGCUGCUGUUCAACAAGAUCUGGGGGUGGUUGAACUUCCCAGUAUUCUUCUUCCCUUGCCUCGUAAUGGUAGUUCUGUCCGUAAAAAUAUUUACUGUGGCUAACAAGCAAGCCAGGCCGAUAAACAACAUGAGUAUGAGUAUCGUCUCAGCUACACGUAGGAGAGCAUCCAAAGCAGCAAGGACUCUGGGGGUAACUGUAGGAGUCUACCUCCUGUGCUGGUUGCCCUUUACUAUUGACACCAUGGUAAACAGUCUUCUGGAUUUCAUUACCACCCCAGUUCUGUUUGACCUAAUUUGGUUUGCUUACUUCAGUUCUGCCUGCAAUCCCUUGAUCUAUGUGUUUUCCUACCGUUGGUUCAGGAAAAGCUGUGAAACUAGUCUUAACUUGUGGGGUCUUUUGUUCCAGGACACCUACACCCACAGGGAGGCUGAAAUGAUGGAGAGAGGGAAAAGCAGAACCCAGAGUACUGAUGUGUACAGUGACAGUGGCACAGCAAACAAAGCUUUCCCCAUUUCGUUUAAUCAGCUGAAAUCUGAUCACUCUCCAAAAGCAACAGGAAAGGAUGAUGAAUACAGUUGUAAACCAAUGACCAAGACAUAA
Haliaeetus leucocephalus (bald eagle) is the source of this 1404-nucleotide messenger RNA. RefSeq names its product trace amine associated receptor 5 (gene TAAR5). Gene Ontology annotation, molecular function: trace-amine receptor activity. Gene Ontology annotation, cellular component: membrane. NCBI's taxonomy places the organism in Eukaryota, Metazoa, Chordata, Aves, Accipitriformes, Accipitridae. The record is from RefSeq and is a predicted model, not a curated record. Gene Ontology annotation, biological process: G protein-coupled receptor signaling pathway.